AUGGAGAUAGAUUUCUUCUUGAGAAACCCAGGAAUUCUGAUGGUAUCAGCUGAGGCACAACCAGUCAAAGCAUGGGUGAGUCUUUUGAGGGGUAAAGAUGGAUUAGCUUUAGGUAAGGAUGGUGGAACAGAAGAAGUGGAGGGGUUAAAAGUUGAUUUUGGAAGAAUGGUGGGUGGUGGAAAAGGUUUUGAGAUUUAUGUUUCUAUCUCCCUAAAUGAAAGUUAUUGCAUAGCAGUAGUUCUUCGUUGCUGGGAGAUAAAAUUGGUCGGGAUGCUUUAUGGUCCGAGCUUACAGCCUCCGGAACAGGCUUCAAAGAUAUCAUUAUAUACAUCCAGAAAUCCGUAUGCUUUGGAAGAAGCUUGUACAGUUUGGGAAGGGGUUUUGAUUGAUCAAAAAGAAGAAUCUACUUCAACCGAUAUGCCCUUAGGCACGGACAUACAUAACAUAGAAAUCACACUUGGAAAGGGUGGACAAUUAGCUAGAGAAGCAGGUGUUGUAGCGAAACUGAUUGCAAAAGAGGGUAAAUUGGCAACAUUAAAAUUACCGUCUGGGGAGGUCCGUUUGAUAUCCAAAAACUGCUCAGAAACAGUCGGGCAAGUGGGUAAUGUUGGGGUGAACCAGAAAAGUUUGGGUACAGCCGGAUCUAAGCGUUGGCUAGGUAAGUGUCCUGAAGUAAGAGGGGUAGUUAUGAACCCUGUAGACCAUCCCAUGGGGGUGGUGAAGGAAGGGCCCCAAUUGGUAGAAAAUAGCCCACAACCCCUUGGGGUUAUCCUGCGCUUGGAAGAAGAAGUAGAAAGAGGAAUAAGUAUAAUGAUAGUUUGA
Messenger RNA from Papaver somniferum (opium poppy), 822 nucleotides. RefSeq names its product 50S ribosomal protein L2-like. NCBI's taxonomy places the organism in Eukaryota, Viridiplantae, Streptophyta, Magnoliopsida, Ranunculales, Papaveraceae. The coding region runs from base 1 to 822 and encodes 273 amino acids. The record is from RefSeq and is a predicted model, not a curated record. Gene Ontology annotation, cellular component: ribosome. Gene Ontology annotation, biological process: cytoplasmic translation. Gene Ontology annotation, molecular function: structural constituent of ribosome; RNA binding. The transcript has 4 exons.